GGGGCUCGACGGAUCCAUAUUCUCGUCGAAGCAAAUCGCCGGUGGCCCGUCACCAGAACCGAGUGACGACCGUAGAAGAAGCCAUUAAAGACGCGAAAUUUCGAACCCUAACGAUUUGCUUUUUUGCACUCUGUCCUUCCUUAUUUCAGAAGAUAGAAUGCUAGCCACCGGCCCUUUUGGCCUAUCGGCGGCUGCGACGCUCGACGUUUGAGCUCGAAUUUGACGAAACCGCAAUCGCGAUCACGAAAUUCGGAGCGUUUCGCGUCAUCUGGAGGGGUCAAUUGAGGUUCCGGCUGAUGUAAGUUCAGUUCUAGUGGAUCUAUUUUGCUCUGUAAUCGCGUCGUCUGUCCAUUACGAGCUGAAUUCAGCAUGGCAAGUUUGACUCAAUAUGCUCUGUUAUUUAGUUCGAGUGCUGUACUGUGUGUACGUGUGGGACAGGGGGGCGUUUAAAUUAGAGCUUCGGUGCCCACAAAAGGCCCAUGGGGUUGCCGCCGAUCCCGAUCCCGAUUGGAAUCUCGAGAGUCUCUUACCGGAGCUCGAUGCCUUGGAAAAGAAGCUUAAUGCUUCUUCGGUUAUUCCUGUGCCUUUUACCAAGAACCAGUCACGGAAGAUGGUGAAGGGCAGACCGAGUACAUUUAUAAUGCGGGUAUCUGAUGACGAGAUAGAUGAUCUGGAUGACAGUGAUGAGGAGGCGACUAGUGCUCGUUUAGUGACCAGGAAAAAAUUCAAUUUCAAUAAUUUAUACACGAGUGAUGAGAGUGAUGAUGAGUCAGCUCUGGAAGUGCAACCAUACUUGAUGGAUGAAGGGAACUCAGAGGAAGCUGCUUUAUUUGAGCUCAUACAUGAAUAUCAGCUUGAAGUCAAGGAUGAGAUUAGGAACCAAAUCUCAGCACUAGAGACAGAUUUGAUUAAUGGAAGUGAAAAGUCGACAUUGGCGCUUGUGCGAGUUGAAAAAUACAGAGAUGCAAGACGAGAUAUGGACAAGAAAAUCGAUACUCAAUAUCAACGCAAACUUGCAGAAGCCCUUGAUAAUCACUUGACAGCUAUCCAACGGGAUCAUGAAUUGAAAUCACAGAUUGAAGAAAAGAAAAUCAAAAGUGAUGCAGCUUAUGAAGAGGCUAGAAGAAAGGAAAAGGCACUUUAUGAAGAAAAGCUUCGCCAAGAGAAAGCCAUAUUAGAAGCAGAGGCCAAGUUAAGAGAGGAGGCAGAAAGAGCUGCUACUUUGGAGGCUGAGAGGAGAGCAAAAGAAGCUGCAGAUAAAUUGGCUGCUGAAGCCUCAGAGAGAGUGGCUCGUGCAGUGGCCCAACAGGAAGCAGUAGGACUACGUACUGAUGGAAGUCUGGCAAAUUCGAGUUCUCUGUCUGAGAAAAUCCAGUCAAAUCAAACAAAGAAGUCAGAAUCAGCUACCAAUAUAAUGAUAGGUGAUGUGGUGAAGGCUGCAAAAAGUGCCCUCAUUGUAGAGCAGGGAAGACUACAGAAGUUCAAAGAGAUUGAUGAGCAGAACCGGGAAAUACAAAUAAACUUGAAUAAGGAUUUCAGCAGCAAUGAGAGGCAUGUAGCUAGGUUGAUCAGACAGAUACGGGGGACAAAGGACAAUGUCAGAUCCAAAGCAAGUGAACUAUUAAAGAUAUUCAAUAAUCCUGCUUGCCCUCAGUCCAUUAGCAUUGCAGCAUUUGCGAGAAAGGUUGUUUCCCAUUGUGAAAGCCCUGAUAAUGCUGCAUUCGCAUGUGCCCAUGUCAUUGUGAUGGUUACAUCAAAGAUGCCUCACGUAAUGGAUGUUCUUCUUGCGGAGUUCCACAUGGCUUGCAUAUUUACAGUCCCAAAGUAUAUAAUCUACUCAAAGACUGCAUUUGAAUCAAAAGAGGCAUACUACAAAGCUCUUGGAUUCCGAGAAGACAAUGGGAAACUAGAAAAUGUUAAAGAUUACUUGAAACGGCUGGAAUCUUACAUGAGACUCUAUGGAGCGCUUGUGCAGACUGAACCUAUGAAUUUUCAAAAUGCUCAUGGCCUCAAAGAAGGAUGGGCAUGGCUUGCUCGAUUCUUAAACACAUUUCCUGCCAAUGUCUACACAGCUGUUGCCUUGAAUGCCUUCUUGCAGAUGGCGGGCUUUGCCCUUUUUAGAAGAUACCGUCGUCAGUUCAAGAAGAUGCUGAAUGUUAUCUCUGAAGACUAUUUGGGUGCAUUAAAAGCACGCAGGCACUCUGAGUUGACGCCAAUUAUUGCGGAAAUUCAGUCAUACAUAGAAGACGACAAGUUCCUUAAGGAACCAGAAGGAAGGGCCCUGCAGGAUUCUUUGCUCUCCAGUGUUAUGGUGCCCGAGUCUAGUUAUGCAUCUACCCAAUCAAAUGGAUACUACCACUGACAACUUAGGAGAAAUCACAACAAUAUGAUCUGCGAAAUUACGGCAGCAAACAAUUUUUAUUCACGAGCUUCAAGUCAAUUGACUUUACUGCCUCACACUCACGGGAGAUCCUAAUUGAGAAUUGUAUAUUGUUGAGGACUACUCAGGGUUCCUGUCCGGAUUAAUAUUCCGUUGUAUCAUCCUGGUUGGAUGAGGUUGAAUUAGUAUAUUUGGUCACCGUUUGACUGCUCUUUGCAUCA
Molecule: messenger RNA, 2601 nt
Organism: Rhodamnia argentea
Lineage: Eukaryota; Viridiplantae; Streptophyta; Magnoliopsida; Myrtales; Myrtaceae
Product: mRNA export factor GLE1
Exons: 15
Coding region: 389-2362 (657 amino acids)
Biological process (GO): regulation of translational termination; regulation of translational initiation; poly(A)+ mRNA export from nucleus
Cellular component (GO): nuclear pore; nuclear pore cytoplasmic filaments; cytoplasm
Molecular function (GO): phospholipid binding; translation initiation factor binding; inositol hexakisphosphate binding
Source: RefSeq, a predicted model, not a curated record